This is a messenger RNA of Rotaria sordida, 693 nucleotides long. The record is from the annotation of a GenBank genome assembly. NCBI's taxonomy places the organism in Eukaryota, Metazoa, Rotifera, Eurotatoria, Philodinida, Philodinidae.
AUGAAAGCUGUUCUUGCUGUUAUCUUCUUUGCCUGCAUUGCUGGCUCCAUGGCUACCAAUCCUGCUCAAGUUUUGGGCCCAAUCAUUGCACAAGGUCAAAGCCUUAUUAACACAAUCAUCAAUCAAGUUAAAGAACAAGCUCUUGGUCUUGCACAACAAGUUCUUGGUCAACUCUCAUCAGUUGUUAGUUCACUUGGUGGCCGAACUGACAUUUUUCAAGGCAUUCUCAGUCAAUUCUCAACUGUUUUGAGCGCUGCCGCUCAACAACUUCUUGGUAACCUUAACGGUAUUCUCGGCAGUGUCUCUGGUCUCUUCGGUGGUCGUGCUGAACUUAACAUUGCCGGCAUAUUUAGCGACUUCCUCCAGAGUAUUCAAGGAUCAAUUACUGGACUUGGUCAACAUUUACUUAACCAAGGUUUAUCUGCUGUUCUUGGUGGCCUCGGUGGAGCACGUGCCUUUGGUGACAUCUUCGCGGGUCUCUCAAACCAAUUCGCUACCAUCUUUAACGCAGCUCAAGCUGCUGUCUCAGGUGUUGUAGGCAAUAUUGUUCAAGUUGGUUCAGGCAUUCUUGAUGCCUCAAAACCACACUGGGAACAACUUCAAGAACAACUUGUUGGUCAUGGUGUCAAUGUUCUUGGUUCACUCUCGGAAACCAUCAACAACCUUCAUGGUACAAUCACCGGUGGUCGUUAA